Botrytis deweyae is the source of this 738-nucleotide messenger RNA. RefSeq lists its product as uncharacterized. The transcript has a single exon. Lineage: Eukaryota; Fungi; Ascomycota; Leotiomycetes; Helotiales; Sclerotiniaceae. The record is from RefSeq and is a predicted model, not a curated record. The coding region runs from base 1 to 738 and encodes 245 amino acids.
AUGCCACAACGCAGAGGCAUUGCUCAAAUCCCAGAGCAUGAGAAUUUGGCAAUUUCGGGCGGAGACACCCUCGUCAUAACCAUCGACUAUGAAGAACGAGCUAGAGAGCAAACUGAAGGAACGGGUUUCACAUCUCUGCUUGAGCACCGCCCCGGAUUCUUGGGAUGCGUGAGAAAAAUACAGAUCAAAAUAAACUGCCGGCUUGCUUAUUACCCAGGACUCCGUGGGCGUACAAAUCGCUCGAACGAAAUAGACUAUGGGGAGGACACUGAACACGCAACCCAGCUCUUGACAAAGAUGAGAGGUAUCUUCGAUGGAUUAAAUAUUGAAGAGCUAGACGUUGAGUUCCACUUGCCUUGGUAUAAUCAUCGUCAACUUCAUGCUGUGAUUCCACUUUUUGACCUAAAAUUCACGGAAUGGACGCUACAUUACAUCUCGGGAGUGAAUACCAAUGGUCAAUCUAUAGAAGUAAAGCAAAAAGGCAAUAAUGUCUUUGAACAUGACUGGUUGUACCUUGACGAGGACAACACGUUGACUAUUAUACUCAGCAGUCAUCCGAGUCCUGGAGCUAUUGAAAGAGAGAGAAGAUUCAUCAGAUUGCCCCCACUGUAUGUGAGAUAUGCAGAGCAUAUCGUCAUACACAUCCUACCAAACGCCGGGGAGCGAGCAUUGAGAGAAGUGGAACUUGUGUUUUCUGAAGAGGUGGUUUUAAUGAAUAUUUUAAACACACGCCAUUAA